UCUCGCAAAGACAAAAAUUAGUGGGGCUGUUUACACUGCCGUACCCAAAUCGCGUUGGAUGCGCCGCUCAGUGUCCGUCGACGGGCGACAGCACCAAGUUCAAGAACAGAGGCGCCCGCAGAGCGCGAAUAUUUUAUUUCAAACUUGAUUUUUCUUUUUCUUUCGAUUCUUUUGUUUCAAGUGCCAACAUGUGGAAGUAUAUUUUCCUUUUAGUGUGUGCUGCCGCUUUCACUUAUUCUGAGAAUGAAGUGUCGCGCGAUGGUCGAGGAGUGUUCACGAAAAACUUCUUUGGCGGAGUGUGGGGCAACCGUCCACCCCUCAUGGAGGUCAACCAGCCUAGAGCCAUCUGCACUUGCAAAUGUGGAGAACGGAAUGAGGCAGGCCGCAUCGUGGGCGGCAGGGAAGCUGGCGAGUUUCCCUGGAUGGCCAAGCUCACGUACAUCAAGAGGUUCUACUGCGGGGGCAUGCUCAUCAAUGACCGUUACGUGCUCACCGCUGCUCAUUGCGUUAAGGGCUUCAUGUGGUUCAUGAUAAAGGUGACAUUUGGUGAGCACGACCGCUGCAACGCUACGACGCGGCCUGAGACUCGCUUCGUGCUGCGCGCCAUCGUGAACAAGUUCAGCCUCACCAACUUCGACAACGACAUCGCCCUGCUGCGGCUCAACGAGCGUGUUCCUCUGUCGGAAGCCAUCAAGCCUAUCUGCUUGCCUACUAACGAUAAGGAGCUCUACGUCGGAGUGAAAGCCGUCGCCACCGGCUGGGGUACCCUGACGGAGGAAGGCAAGGUGUCGUGUACCCUGCAGGAGGUGGAGUUACCCGUGAUAAGCAACCAGGACUGCCGCAAGACCAAGUACACCGCGUCUAUGAUCACCGAUAACAUGCUGUGUGCCGGGUACCCGGCUACUGGACAGAAGGAUUCUUGCCAGGGUGACAGCGGUGGACCACUUAUCACGGAGAAGACGACCGCGUUGCAAGAGAAACGCUACGAGUUGAUUGGUGUGGUGUCAUGGGGCAACGGUUGCGCGCGCGCGGGUUACCCGGGCGUGUACACGCGUGUCACCAACUAUCUUGGAUGGAUUCGCGAAAACACGAAGGACGCGUGCUACUGCUCCGAUUAGUCAUAAAUCCAAAA
Molecule: messenger RNA, 1132 nt
Organism: Cydia amplana
Lineage: Eukaryota; Metazoa; Arthropoda; Insecta; Lepidoptera; Tortricidae
Product: trypsin-1-like
Exons: 7
Coding region: 189-1118 (309 amino acids)
Biological process (GO): proteolysis
Molecular function (GO): serine-type endopeptidase activity
Source: RefSeq, a predicted model, not a curated record